This is a messenger RNA of Rhinocladiella mackenziei CBS 650.93, 1410 nucleotides long. RefSeq lists its product as uncharacterized. The record is from RefSeq and is a predicted model, not a curated record. The transcript is spliced from 2 exons. NCBI's taxonomy places the organism in Eukaryota, Fungi, Ascomycota, Eurotiomycetes, Chaetothyriales, Herpotrichiellaceae. The coding region runs from base 1 to 1410 and encodes 469 amino acids.
AUGUCUGUAGGCUCAGAUUCUCAGUCCAGCUCGCAGCAUCUCUCCUCGACUCACGCCUCCCUCACUCAAUCGAACAAGAGAACGUCAUCCGAGAUCUCCAAAAUCUACAAGCAUGCCUCGCAAUUAUUUCUUACUCGAAGAUUGGUAGAGGCGUACGAAGCAUUACAGCCAGUUGUCACUCCCCCAGAGAAGACUCGACCAGAUGAUAGUCCUGCCCAAGCACCGAUCGCCACUGCGACAACUAGUCAGCGCAUCAAGAUUUGGAGCUUGUACGUCACUGUAUUGAACUCCAUCGUAGACGUUGGAUCUGAAGAAGGAAAGAAGUUAUUCGGGCAGAGAGAAUACAGGGAUAUCGUUCGAAAGGUUCAAAAUGGUGAUAUUUGGGAGCAGGUGGUCAAGGAUGGCUAUCAGGGCCGCGAAGGCUCGGUAGACGCGGAGGUCGUCUAUAAUUUGUCCAAUAUACUCCUUGGGCAAGCCCCUGACCAAAAACGCAACCAAACGCGGCUGGAAACCUACCUUUCAUCAUCUUCAUAUCCUGAGCUCGACCUCUCGACCCAGCUCAACACUGCCCUUAGCAAUGGCCGACAACCUGGUUUGAACGGAACAAAUACACCAAAGGAUCUAACCUCCCGAAUUAAGAUACUCGAACUCUUUACCCUCCAUGUCCUCCCCCGCAAUGAUGAAUGGGAUUACGCGAAAAGUUUCAUCUCUAAUAGUGACAUCCUAGACGAGGAACGUCGCGAGGCGUUUAUGCAGACUCUCCAAGAGCUUCAAGAAGCGACCGAGCAAGAAAAACUCGGAUAUGCAAAUGAGGAUGUGUGUGCAGAAGAAAUGCAGCAGUCACAGGAAUCGGUGGUCGGUCCGGGGGCUUCCCUUGAGCCUCCAUCUCAGUCAAGAGGUGCUUCGAAACAUCAGAGAACAAGCAGCGAGGUCGACUAUGGCAUCGAAAAAGAACAUCCGAGUGGCGGCCGAGCUCCGUUCAAACCCGAAAAUGGCACGUCCACGAAGAGUUCGAACGAUGCUCCCUUCACUAGAGUUCCUCCUCAGCCAGUUCCUUCAUCUGCAACACCGCGCUCUCCUCCUCGGCCGGCCGAGGCGGGCCGACAUCAACUCUCUCCUCCCGCACAAACGCCAAGACGUCCCACUCGCAGACCGAAGGCCUCGAAUCAAAACACCAUGCUCGCGCAAGCCCGGCAGUUAUUCCUGGCGCUCUCGAACUUGGCCCACAAUUUGGCCAGUACGGUUUCCAAGAAUCCUACCACAUUCUUGAGGUUCUUGCUUUUCGUGUUGAUGUUUGUAAUGGCAUUCAGCCAAAGACAAGUAAGAGAGAAGACGAAGAAGAUGUUGAACAAGAGCUGGGAGAAAAUCAAGGGAACCGUGGGAAUGGGGGUCAAGGUUAGUUAUAUUUGA